Molecule: messenger RNA, 828 nt
Organism: Papaver somniferum (opium poppy)
Lineage: Eukaryota; Viridiplantae; Streptophyta; Magnoliopsida; Ranunculales; Papaveraceae
Exons: 2
Coding region: 1-828 (275 amino acids)
Source: RefSeq, a predicted model, not a curated record
AUGGCCGAGGAGAUUAAUCAGUUGCAUGCAAAAAAUGGUGAGAAAAUCCCUUCUCGAGAUCUUAACCCAAGAGAGGGUGUCAAUGCUAUUACGUUGGCAAGUGGUAUACAACUUGUGCAACCCAAAGUUACUGAUUCGAGUAGAGAAGAAGCCCCAAAGAAACCGGUUUUUGAGGAGAAGAACGCUGACUUCCCCCAAACUCCCGAGGUAACUAAAUCUAAGUCUAAACAUAUUGUUUCUACUUAUGUUCCUCCUCUACCUUUUCCUGGAAGGUUCUCCAAAGAUAAUAGGAAGGUGGAACAAGAUAGGGAUAUUUGGGAUGUUUUUAAGAAGGUCCAAGUGAAUAUUCCACUCGUUGAAGUAAUUAGGCAAACUCCUCGCUAUGUAAAGUGUGUAAAGGAAUUGUGCACUAAAAAAGUCAAUCUAACUGGUAAUGAGGUAACGAGUGUGGGGGAGAAUGCUUCGGAAUAUCUUCGAAAGAAACUCCCACCAAAAUUGAAGGAUCCUGGUAGUUUCAUUAUUCCAUGCACUACUGGUAAAAGGAGGUUUACAAAAGCUAUGCUAGAUUUAGCAGCUUUCAUUAAUGUUAUGCCUACUUCGAUUUAUGAUGCUUUAAAUCUUGGUCCUCUUAAGGAAACUGGCAUAGUUAUUCAACUUGCCGAUAGAUCUGAUGUUUAUCCAAAAGACAUGAGUGAUGUGAAUUCGUCCUCGUCUACACCUUUACUGUUGGGUAGACCAUUUAUGAGUACUGCUAGAACGAAGAUUGAUGUCCAAAAUGGCACCUUGACUAUGGAGUUCGAUGAAGAGGUGUUUUGGGGUAAAAACUGA